Molecule: messenger RNA, 2263 nt
Organism: Patella vulgata (common limpet)
Lineage: Eukaryota; Metazoa; Mollusca; Gastropoda; Patellidae
Product: monocarboxylate transporter 3
Exons: 5
Coding region: 132-2231 (699 amino acids)
Biological process (GO): transmembrane transport; monocarboxylic acid transport
Molecular function (GO): monocarboxylic acid transmembrane transporter activity
Source: RefSeq, a predicted model, not a curated record
AGUUGGUGAAAAGAACAUUGCAGAAUUGCAGAAGGCAGCGGAUUUGAAUAGUUGUAGUCAUUAAGUAAUUAAACGGAAUUAAUUUGGAAGAUAUGCGUUACAUGGGAUUAUAAAAAAGUAAUAUUAAUACGAUGACGAUACAAGCUACAAAUACCAAUGACACUAUCAGAACUCAAGUUCUUGAUGACUACAACAGCAGCUUCAACCAUAAGAGUAUGCGUGCAGAAGAUUCCAGAAAAUAUAGCCAUCUUCAGUUGAAAUUAAAUAACAAAGAACGUAGAGAAAAUUCCUCUGUCGCUCCCGGAAUCAACACAACGAAAGAUAGUGGGAAAACUGAAAAUGAAUUCUCAUCUACAGAUCAAUCUUCUAAUUGUGGAUCUGAUGUUGCUUCCACUAUUGCUAAAUUCGCAAAGACUGGUAUGGAAGAAAGCGUAUCUAUUAAUGCUAUAUACAGUAGUGAUGCGAAUCACGCCGAAGAUUUGAAAAAUAUUCUAUAUCCUGACGGUAAAGUAGGACCUAGUCCCACCUAUGCCACAAAUACUGUAGGUAAAAAUGCCAAAACCGAUCUAUCCUUUGAUUGUUCUAAUGAGUCAUACACAAAAGAGACGCCUCCGUUGAACAUGCAAGAUACUGGUGGAACAAGUAUUCCAAAUGUAGAUGAAGACGAGGUAAUAGAGUUAGAUGACCCUUCAACUAAAUCAGGAAUAAAUGUUCAUUCAACGGCGUUUAAAGAUGACACUGUAUUCAGCAUAACCAAAGCAGGGUAUGAUAAUUUGGGAUAUCUUUCCGAUUCUGCGGUUAAUGGAAAAUAUGUGCGAGAAGAAAUGAAAAGGCGGAAAAAUGAAAUAGAACCGUCACCAGAGGACGUCUUCAAAAAACAUAAAAGAUAUCGAAAGAGGCGUUCAACUACAAGAACAAUCAAGUCUAUCAAAGAAUCAGAAAUUGACGUAGAAAUUGAAAUUGGACUCAGUGGACCUAAAAUAGGAAAAGAACUGAAGCUUACUUUAAGUGUCUGUAAUUUUCUUAUGACUAUAUUUGUGACUGGCGUUCUGUACGCUCAAGGUGUGUUGAUUGUUAGUAUCAUAGAUGGAUUUCGGGUCACCAGAACGGAAGCAUCACCUGUCGUUUCAGUGUUUGCAGCUAUUGUCUUUGGAGGAGGGGGUGUUGUUGGUCCAUUAAUGAACAGAUUUAAUGGGGGAAGUUUAUGUAUGAUUGGAGCCGUAUUUGGAAGUGCUGGGUUUAUAAUCAGCUCGUUUGCUCCAUCAAUACCAGUUUUGGUAUUAAGUAUGGGUGUCAUGGCGGGUGUUGGACUGACAGUACCAUUUAUUCUACCUUUUAUUGCCGCGAGCGAUAUGUAUGAUAAACAUCGUUUUACUAUGUUGACAAUAAUAAGUCUUUGUCCUGGUAUAGGAGGAGUUGUCUUUCCUUACAUGACAAGUGUACUUAUUGAUAUAUAUGGAUGGAGGGGCGUGGUUCUUAUCUAUGGUGCUUUAUUUUUGAACUGUUUUCCAGUAGGAUAUCUUAAUGCCAUUGUUAAACGCCGUCUCAGUAAAAAACUUGGACAGAGGACGAACUUGAAGGAAAUGCUCAAUUGCUCUCUGUUCAGGGAGCCUUUGUACCUAGUUCUAGUGUUUUGCGUGUUUCUGAUGAAUACUCUUCUACCCACUGUUAAUGUUUUCUUUGUGGAUAUGGUAAGAGGAAAGGGUUUUGAUGUCGAAACCGGGUCUUUUCUAUUGUCUGUUAAUGGUAUUACGAAUCUCGGCGGCAGACUGAUCAUAAUAGCAUUAACUCCCGUGUUAAAAUGCUCUCGUGUAGCCCAAUGGUCCGUCUAUUUAGCCAUACUGUCUGCAGCCGUUUGCCUGUACGCUUUUGUUGUCAGUUACCCUCAUCUUCUAGCCACUACCAUCGUUUAUGGGACAUUUUGGGGUAUGGCUAUGAUAUCCUAUCCGGCCAUGAUUUUAGAGGUGUCGGGACCCAAGAAUUACCCGACAGCAAUGGGAUAUUCUAAUUUGAUUGGUGCUAUAGGCGGGUUAAUAGGAGUCCCCAUUGCAGGUUUUAUAAAAGACACAACGGGAAACUAUGAUUUGGUAUAUUUUGGCACUACUGUACUUGGUCUCGUUGGUAGCGCCAUGCUGUUAACCAUGUACAUCAAGACGACUUGUCAAAAGAGAAGAGAGGAAAAGGUCAAUCACCCAGUUUUUAAAAACACGUUUACUUACAUUUCCUCGUGAAAUGUUGAAAGUUGAUAAAAUUUCUAUAUUAA